AACCGGGAAAGGAGCGGCGAGCUGGCCGGGAAUGCGGCGAAGGGGUUAAAGCCGGCCGGGAGGGUGAGCUCAGGUAGGCCGGGCCUGGGGCUCCCCUUUCCAAAGGCUCCUUUUCCAAGGAAGCCGGGCCCGGAGGAGGGGCCGGGCCGCCCAUUCCCGCCGCUAUAAAAUCCCGCAAUUCCAGCCCGCGGCUCCCGGAGGAUGCGCACGUGCGCCGGGAGCGGCGGCGAGCCCGAAAACCGGGAAUAAACCGGGAUAAACCACCCCCCCCCCCCUCAGAACCGGGAUAAAACCCUUCAAACCCGGGAUAAACCCGGGAUCAAACCCCUCGGCCACCGGGAUAAAACCCGGACCAGACCUCGGACACCGCGACAAAACCCCUAAAAAGCGGGAUAAAAGCGGGAUAAAAGCCCCAAAACCCGGGACAGAAGCGGGAUAAAGCCCCUAAGGCGGAUCGGCGAGAGCCAUGAGCGGCCGGAGCUGAGCAUUCCCGCGGCGCUCCCGCUUUUCCAGCAUGUCCUUCGCCAUGCUGCGCUCGGCGCCGGGGCGCUUCCUGUACCCCGAGAUCAGCGCGCUGUCCGAGGACGAGGAGAACAGCGAGAGCUCGGGCUCGGAGGAGAAGCCCUUCCACGUGGAGAGCGACGCGUUCGGCAUGAAGGGCGGCAAGCGGCGCAGCGGCAAGAGCCGCGGGCGGCUCUCCCGGGAGCCGCGGCAGCGGCACACGGCCAACGCCCGCGAGAGGGACCGCACCAACUCGGUGAACACGGCGUUCACGGCGCUGCGCACGCUGAUCCCCACCGAGCCGGCCGACAGGAAGCUCUCCAAGAUCGAGACGCUGCGCCUCGCCUCCAGCUACAUCUCGCACCUGGGCAACGUGCUGCUGCUGGGCGACGCGGGCGGCGGCGGGCAGCCGUGCCACGGGGCGGCGGCGCCCGCCGCCUUCUGCCCCGCCGCCGCCGGAGCCGCCUCCCCGCCCGGCCGCGAGGCAGAGAGCGCCCAGCCCCGGCAGAUCUGCACCUUCUGCCUCAGCAACCAGCGCAAAAUGAGCAAAGACCGGGACAGGAAGACGGGACAGCUCCGGAGCUAGGCCGGGAAUUCCAGCCGGGAAUCCCAGCCGGAGCAGGGAAGGCCACGCUGGCGGAUUCCCGGAUCCAGGGACAUUUUCCUGCCGGAUCCCGCGGG
This is a messenger RNA of Motacilla alba alba, 1182 nucleotides long. RefSeq names its product scleraxis bHLH transcription factor (gene SCX). The coding region runs from base 515 to 1087 and encodes 190 amino acids. Gene Ontology annotation, molecular function: DNA-binding transcription factor activity, RNA polymerase II-specific; RNA polymerase II transcription regulatory region sequence-specific DNA binding; protein dimerization activity. NCBI's taxonomy places the organism in Eukaryota, Metazoa, Chordata, Aves, Passeriformes, Motacillidae. Gene Ontology annotation, biological process: regulation of transcription by RNA polymerase II; developmental process. The record is from RefSeq and is a predicted model, not a curated record. The transcript is spliced from 2 exons.